Dunckerocampus dactyliophorus (ringed pipefish) is the source of this 3847-nucleotide messenger RNA. RefSeq names its product activin receptor type-2B-like. NCBI's taxonomy places the organism in Eukaryota, Metazoa, Chordata, Actinopteri, Syngnathiformes, Syngnathidae. Gene Ontology annotation, cellular component: activin receptor complex; plasma membrane. Gene Ontology annotation, biological process: activin receptor signaling pathway; cellular response to growth factor stimulus; protein phosphorylation. The coding region runs from base 262 to 1812 and encodes 516 amino acids. Gene Ontology annotation, molecular function: activin binding; ATP binding; activin receptor activity. The record is from RefSeq and is a predicted model, not a curated record. The transcript has 11 exons.
CCCCAGCAACCCUGGCCAUUGAGCGCGUAACACUCGAGAGGGAACGUGCGGGCUGGUGGGCCGUGAGGGGUGCAGUCAAGAUCUACAGUCCAGUCCGGACCGGAGCCAAAGGAACCGGAUGGACCCAAAAGGGCGAGAACUUGUCCCCCAUAGCGUGUGAGGGUCUGCAGAAGGAGCAGACGUAGGGUGCGCGCGCACACACACACACAUACACAUACACACGCGCGCGUCUGGAAGUGUGUUUCAGUGUUGGCGAGAAAGAUGAGGCGGCGGAACCGAGCUUUGAUGAUUCUCCUGAUCGGAACUUUGAGUGCAGGUUUGACGGCUGGCCACGCCCCCACUCGGGAAUGCCUGUACUACAAUGUCAACUAUGAGAUGGAGCAGACCAACCAGAGCGGCGUGGAGCGCUGCGAGGGCGACGCCGACAAGCGCUCGCACUGUUACGCCUCGUGGACCAACGAGUCGGGCGCCAUUGAGCUGGUGAAGAAAGGAUGCUGGCUCGACGACUUCAACUGCUAUGACCGUGAGGAGUGCGUGUCCACAGAGGAGAGUCCUCAGGUCUUCUUCUGCUGCUGUGAAGGAAACAUGUGUAACCACAAGUUCACGCAUCUGCCGGAUGCCGCUGCCCCACUCAUCCAGGCUCCGGCCCCCAGCAUCGGUGUGUUACAAGUCAUCUUUUACUGCCUGCUGCCCGUCACCGUGCUGUCAGUCAUUCUGCUCGCCACCGUUUGGAUGUACCACCAUCGUAAACCUCCUUACGGACACGUGGACGUCACUGAGGACGCCGUUCCUCCCCCUGCCUCGCCACUGCCAGGGCUCAAGCCCUUGCAGUUGCUUGAGGUGAAAGCCAGGGGGCGCUUUGGCUGUGUCUGGAAGGCCCAAAUAAUGAACGACUUUGUGGCUGUCAAGGUGUUCCCUGUCCAGAACAAAAGGUCGUGGCAGAAUGAGCGAGAGGUGUUCACCACACCAGGAAUGAAGCAUGAAAACAUUCUGAGGUUCAUUGGCGCCGAGCAACGAGGGCGCCAUCUGGAGGCGGAAUUGUGGCUCAUCACAGAGUUCCAUGAGCGGGGUUCGUUGUGUGACUUCCUGAAGGCCAACGUCAUCAGCUGGUUGGAGUUGUGUCACAUUGGGGGGUCCAUGGCGUGCGGUCUGGCGUACCUGCACGAAGAUGUACCUCGAAACAAAGGCGAGGGAGCCAAACCCGCCAUCGCUCACAGGGACUUCAAGAGCAAGAACAUCAUGUUGCGUUCAGACCUCACCGCCGUCAUCGGAGAUUUCGGUCUCGCAGUGCCCUUUGAGUCGGGAACGCCACCCGGAGAGACGCACGGACAGGUGGGGACAUGGCGCUACAUGGCUCCUGAGGUUCUAGAAGGUGCUAUCAACUUCCAGCGGGACGCCUUUCUCAGAAUCGACAUGUAUGCUUUGGGUCUAGUCCUGUGGGAGCUGCUGACACGCUGCAGAGCUGCUGAUGGUCCAGUAGGUGAGUACCUGCUGCCAUUUGAGGAGGAAGUGGGUCAGCAUCCGUCACUGGAGGACCUUCAGGAAGUUGUUGUUCACAAGAAGAUGAGGCCGGCCUUCAAAGACGUCUGGUUAAAACACAACGGUCUGUGCCAUGUGUGCGAGACGGUGUCGGAAUGUUGGGACCACGACGCUGAGGCCCGACUGUCGGCCGGCUGUGUCCACGAACGCAUGGGUCAAGUGCGUCGUCUCACUUGCACCGUAGCCCCGCCCACCUUCACCUCCUCCUCGUCAGUCCCUCCAGUUGCCAUGGUAACCAACGUGGACCUCCCGGCCAAAGAGUCCACCAUGUGACCAGCAACACUUGACACACACACACCUGUUCAGGUCCGACUCAGUGAAUGAUCUCCAGGUACCUCAGUGUUUUUUUUUCUGCCUCUGAAGUGGGUGUCUACACGCAGCCUCGUUGCCUAGCAACCAGCACCAGCAACACCUCAGAGUGACAGUUCUCACUCUUAAACAAGAAGUGAUGUCAGAGUGAUGCUGCACUUACCUUUCGCUAAGCCCCAGCCCCGCAGUUACUGUUGUAAGGCUCGCCAGAUGACACCAGGAAGUAAUGCACAAGCGAUAAAGAUGCCAAAACAAAUGUAACCACACAAAUGUGUCAGAGAACAAUGAUCAAGCUUGGUAAGUCUCCAUUCACUAUUAUAAAGCCAGAUAUAUUAUAUAUGAGACACGAAAUUCAGUACGCAUCAGCUAGCUAAUGUUAGCCAACUAGCUAACACAUAACUAUAUGUACUAGCUUGUCUCCAGUUAGCUCCAUGACUUUUCUCGUGUUUUCUGGAUAAUUAAUAUAUUUCUUACUUUGGAGUUAGUGUUGAUUUUGGGGGGGAGGGUUACUGACUGACUACUACUUUUUAACGAGCAAAAAUAACUUUAAAUAAAGCGCUCCAUUGAAUUCAACCAAGCUCCAUCAAAACAGCCUUUCUGGUGUUCUCUGGGAUUUGUCGGGGAAUGUGGCUGAGCGAAAGGUCCAAUUUGACUGGUUGUUAAAGUCUGAAGUGGGCGGGGUCAUGCUACAUAAGUUUGAUUGGCUGACAGCGACCAAACUUCUCAGGUAAACGGUGGUGUGGGGGCGGGGCUACCAGACUGUGAAAUAGGAGGGUGGGGCUUAUCUGAGGGUGCUUAAAGCCUAUUGGCUGUUUUUUCUAUAUACACACUGCCAUUGUGUUGUUCCUUCUUCUCAUCAGUCAGGGUGAAAGGUUAAAGGUCAUCAGUCACCUGACCACUUUAUGUCUACCUCUUUUUCUCAUCUUUAACACUAAAAGGGUCUGUUCUCACAGAAACAGGCCAGCGCUUUGAAGAUGCCGAGAUAAAUACUGGACUGUGUUCCUUUUAAUGUGCAUUUAUUAAAACACAACAACAAUGUGAACCUCAGUACAGCAGAAAUACCUCAGAUGAAUUUUGUACGUGUUAUUUAUUUUGUUUUAAUUGAAAAGUGAUCCACACUGUAAAACGUUAUAAUCCCCUUCUCAUCUCCUCUCCUGUUCCUUGCGUAUUGUCCUGAUCAAGACACCACAAAAUCUGCAAUAAUGUUUUUUUUUUAGUAAAAUGACACAUAAACAGGUUAUUUACCAGGUUGUGACCUCAUAAAAACUGCGUGGGCUGCUAAUGUUCGACGAAACGUUCCCCCACUGUCAUGUAGCAUGUAGCUUUGUGAGCAUUAGGCAGUGAGGGCAAAAACUAGACUGAUCUUGACGCAUACAAGUGCUCCUCAUCACAAAGGCUUCCUGCAGCGCUGAUGACUUUGGCAUGCUGCUGGCCGCCAUCUUGGCACUGAAAACUCCUGACUCCAAAACAAAAUAUAUUACUGUUAUAAUGGAACAUUUAAAGUCCAACAAUGUGCACUUCCUGUUGUAAAGUGGAUGUUUGUGAACUGAUGGACUGUGAUGUAGAUGAUUCAUGUGGAAAGUAGGAGUUAUUACAUAUUUUUAAACUUUUUAGAGAAAAAAAUACUAUGUAUUGUAUUAAAGUGUGAAUGUGUGUGUGCGUACAUUCAGAUUAUUCUUCUCUUCCUCUGCUCAGUGCCAACAUGAAUGUAGUUUUGUCACACACAGAAAUGAAACAAGGGAAAAUAAUUUAAAUUUUUGUAUGUGGAUAUAAGUGAAUAAUAAAUUGUUGUGAUAUUUAAUGGUUGUGUUGUUCGCAUUUGAGUUGCACUGUGGGUAACAAAGGCCGCCAGCAGCUUUUGAGAAGUGAAUGGUCGAUGUUUGUACGUUACCUCUAUUUAACUUCUUUGUGUACGACAACGAUAACACGUAGAAGAGAAUAAAAUCUAUUAUCAGGUGAAUAUGAAUAGAAACAUCAUCGUCAUUCAUCACUGACUUUC